GGAGGAGGAGGGAGGCGCAGGCAUAAGGGCAUCUGCCACAGCUCCCUUUAGGCGGCCUUUUGCAAGCUUGAAGCCAUGGGCAACACGGCCACCAAGUUCCGCAAGGCCCUGGUGGGUGGCGACGAAGCCCUGGCCUGGCAGCUGUACGAGGGCAACCCUCAGUUCAGGGACGGCCUGGACCCAAACGCAUCGUACGGAGAGCAGUACCAGCACAACACGGCCCUGCACUAUGUCUGCCGGCACGCCAUGACACGUCUGCUCAGGUCCUUCCUGUUCAGUAAAGAGGGGAACCCCAACAAGCGUAACGUGCACAACGAGACGUGCCUCCACGUGCUUUGCCAAGGCCCGCAGAUCCUGCUGCUGCCAGAGGGGGCUCUAUCGCCGCGACUGGCCCGACCGCAGCGGGACGAGCAGCGCCGCGCCGACUGCCUGCAGAUGAUCCUGAGCUGGACCGGCGCCAGGCUUGAGGGAGGCCAGUACGAGAAGGCCAAUGUCAACGCCACCGAUAAUCACCACAGCACAUGUUUGCACUACGCCGCCGCUGCAGGCAUGAAGAGCUGUGUGGAGCUGCUAAUCCAGAGCGAGGCAGACCUGUUUGUUGAGGAUGAGGACAAGUUGACGCCAUGUGACCACGCCGAGCGGCAUCACCAUACCGAGCUGGCCCUCAGCCUGGAGUCGCAGAUGGUUUUCUCCUCCUCUUCAGCACAGCCGUCAAACACAGACUCACAUGGUGAAACCAACCUGCUGCAAUUCAAGGAGCCGUAUGAGGGACUGAAGCUGCAGGACCUGCGCAGGCUGAAGGACAUGCUGAUCGUAGAGACAGCAGACAUGCUUCAAGCCCCCCUCUUCACUGCUGAGGCCCUGCUCCGUGCACAUGACUGGGACAGAGAGAAGCUUCUGGAGGCCUGGAUGUCGGACGCUGAGGGCUGCUGCCAGCGCUCAGGAGUGACCAUGCCCACCCCCCCACCCAGCGGAUACAAUGCCUGGGACACCCUACCAUCACCUCGCACCCCCAGGACCCCGCGCUCACCCCUCACACUCACCCUCACCUCCCCCACCGACAGCUGCCUCUCACCUGGAGAGGAGGGCCUGGCUUCGUGUGGAAUCUGCCUCUGCUCUAUCUCCGUAUUUGAGGAUCCAGUGGACAUGUCCUGUGGACACGAAUUCUGCAGAGCAUGCUGGGAAGGGUUCCUCAACGUGAAGAUUCAGGAGGGUGACGCCCACAAUAUCUUCUGCCCGGCCUAUGAGUGCUACCAGUUGGUGCCGGUUCAUGUGAUCGAGAGUGUCGUUUCCAGAGAGAUGGACCAGCGAUAUCUUCAGUUUGACAUCAAGGCAUUUGUGGAGAACAAUCCUGCCAUCAGAUGGUGUCCUGCAGCUCGUUGUGAGCGGGCAGUGCGGCUGACCCGACCGGGCCCCGGGGACAGCGACCCUCACAGUUUCCCCCUGCUGCCCUCCCCAGCUGUGGAUUGUGGCAAGGGUCACCUCUUCUGCUGGGAGUGUCUUGGUGAGGCCCAUGAGCCAUGUGACUGUCAGAUGUGGAGGAACUGGCUCCAGAAGGUCACAGAGAUGAAGCCUGAGGAGUUGGCAGGUGUGAGUGAGGCUUUUGAGGAUGCUGCUAACUGCCUGUGGCUGUUGACCAACUCAAAACCCUGUGCCAACUGCAAGUCUCCCAUUCAGAAGAAUGAGGGCUGCAACCAUAUGCAGUGUGCCAAGUGUAAGUAUGACUUCUGCUGGAUAUGUCUGGAGGAGUGGAAGAAGCACAGCUCGUCAACAGGAGGCUACUAUCGCUGCACCCGCUAUGAGGUCAUCCAACAGCUCGAGGAGCAGUCCAAGGAGAUGACCGUGGAGGCAGAAAAGAAGCACAAAAGUUUUCAGGAGCUGGAUCGCUUCAUGCACUAUUAUACUCGCUUCAAGAACCAUGAACACAGUUAUAAGUUGGAGCAGAAACUACUAAAAACAGCUAAAGAGAAGAUGGAGCAGCUGAGCAGAGCCUUCAUCUGCCGUGAAGGCACUCCUCCAGACACGCGGUUCAUUGAGGACGGUGUGUGCGAGCUGCUGAAAACGAGGCGUGUCCUGAAGUGCUCUUACCCGUAUGGCUUCUUCCUGCAGCCAGGCAGCACCCAGAAAGAGAUAUUUGAGCUCAUGCAGACGGACCUGGAGAUGGUUGUGGAGGAUCUGGCUCAGAAGGUGAACCGGCCGUACCUGAGGACUCCCUGCCACAAGAUCAUCAGCGCGGCCCGUCUGGUGCAGCAGAAGAGGCAGGAGUUCCUGGCGUCAGUGGCUCGAGGCGUCGCUCCCAACGACUCUCCAGAUCCUCCCCGCAGGAAUUACCCUGGAGGAUCAUGGGAUUGGGAGUAUCUCGGCUUUGCUUCACCUGAGAUGGGGAGUCGUCACUCUGUACUGGGAGCGGGAGAUCAAAGAGAGAGACAGUCACAGGAUUAUGCUGACAUCCAGUACCGACGCAGACACAGACCGCGCCGCAGAGGAGACAUGCUGAGUCUGCACAACCUGAGGAGCAGCAGCAACACGCCCGAGACGAGCAGGAGGAGCGACAACACAGAGGGUCCGGAGAGGAGUGAGGGCCGCAGGAGGGCGCUGGGCUCGCUGGAUGAAGACGAUCCGAACAUCCUGCUCGCCAUCCAGCUGUCCCUGCAGGAGUCCCGCAGAGAGCGAGGCCUGGAGGGAGGUGUGGAGGGGAGGGUGGAGCUGGAGAGGAGGCCGGGUCCCGCGGGAGACCUGGGAGACAUUUCUUUGCACUCCCUCAACACCGAUGGUCCCCCAGGAGCCAGAGGCUUCCCCACAUCUCUCCUGGAUCCCCCUCGACCCCCUAACAGGACAGACUCCACCUCCCAGCCUCCAGCAUCAAACUCCCUCCCGCUUCCUCCCCCACCUCCCUGUCUCAGUGCAGAGCUGCUGGAGCUGGGAGACAGCCUUAUGAAACUGGGGAACAUAACCACUCCUUAUGACCUCGACACACACACUCAGGAGCAGCUGUGCUCUCUCCACACGUACACCCACAGUGCUGCUCCCUACGGCGAGCCUGUGUACAGCGACUGCAGCCACAGAGCGGAGCCGCCAGCGUACCGGCUCGACCACAUCACCAUCUCAGACCCCGCUUACUGCCACACCAGUGCUUAUUUAGCCGAGACAGAACACGCUGCCUCCUGCGCACAUGAACGCACCCAAAACCCCUCCCAUCCUAGCUCCUGUAGCCGGGAACACGCAGCCACGUACGACAGCGCCCCAACACCAGACAGCUCUUACUCCCCCGGCCCUGAACACAGCAGCUCUUACUCUCAGGAGCGUCCCGCCGCCUACGCUCUCGACCGCCAGCCCAAAUCAGACCCAGUGCCGCCUGCCCUGUUGUGCCUCCCGUCUCCAGAGCUCGAGCCGGAUCUGAUGCUCUCCCCGGUGAUCCCUCCGGGGGGGGCUUUCACCCCCAGCGACCCGCAGAGUCUGGAGCCGCUGGACCCCACAGCCAGUGCCCAGCUGCUGGACAACAUCAUGGCCUGGUUCAACAACAACAUCAACCCACAGAACAACCCGCAGAGCCUUGCCCUCAUCCCCUCCCCGCCCACCACAGAGACAGACUCCUCCCCCGACACACACACUGAGACUGAGUCAGUGGCCUCUAGGGACCCCGCCCCUCUCUGGCAGCCCCUGGAGGGCGAGCCAGAAGGGGACAGGGUGGCGGAGAGUCCUCGUCUAGGUGCUGCGGGAGCCGUUGUCCCGACGACGUCGAGGCCCAGCACUCUGGAGCUGGAAAACAGAGCGACUGUCGAGGAGGGUGUGGAUGCAGGGUGUGUGGCUGACCUGUCGCUGGACGAAGCGCACACACACCCGUGCUCACACUCCCAACGCGAAGACAGUCCCACACACACUGCCCCGGCCACAGAGCGAGACUUAGACCUCGACCUUCAGUUAGAGGGGGAGCAGUCGCCUGAGGAGUGGGAGGAACAAGUGCACCUGGUGUGACAGAACAACGUGGAGAGAGAAGGUUAAGACCGAGAGAGGUGAAAGAAAGUCAAAGACUGGGGAAAAAUAACGGCGAUGCCUCGAUGAAAGAUGUUCUUUGGAGUGUUUACUGUAUGUAUUAUACUGUAUCUAGAGAGGACAUGAAACCAUGCAGACUUUCUUCAGUUACGAUGAUGUCAUACGCAGUUUUAUUUUCAUUUUUUAAAGUGCUUUUGUCUGCUCUAAAAACAGACAAACUAUUAGUGUUUAAAUGAAAAGUACAUCUGAGAGCUACUGAUAUCAUAACACAUCAAAUGUUGCACAUGUUUCCUUCCUUUAUUUAUUCCCUGUAGUUUUUCUUCUCCGUUUGUUCAGGGUGAAGUUUUGGUGCUGAUCAUGCUGAAAUCCAAACUUGCCUCAUAUUCUCACGCCUUUUAUUAUUAUCACCCCGACCCAACCACGAGCCUCCUGCAGCCAAAUAUGAUGUAACCUUGGAGCUGGUUGAGCGUACCGUACAAUCAGAGAGCCUGAUUCUGAUUUUUUUUUUUGGACCUUCUUGCACACUGUGCCUGCUUUGAUAGGGAGCCAACACACUGCUGUUGUUUUGGUAGGCUGCAAGGAACCAUGAUACACUCUCCUCUGCUCAGUAAACAAAAUGCUUUCUUGCUGCUUGUUGUUUUGGGGUUGUUGAACCCUCUACCUUUCCUUCUCACUGCAACACCCAUUCUUUAAGUGUUUAUCAGAAAGUAGCUUUCAUUCAACUGUCAUCCAUAUUUGUGUUAUAUCCACCUGCUUUGGCUCAGUGUUCAAUGUGCAUAAUUUAAAUGCAGAUGUCAAAGUUGACAUGAAAUACAUUACAAGGUCAAAUUAGGUAUUACAGCAUCAUCAAAUAAGUAUACAGUAUUUUAUUGAUUAAGAAAAAAUUCUGUGUCACUGUCAUUUAAGACUGACUUUACACUACAGUACGUCGCAUAUUCAAACGUCUUUUUGUGUUAAAAAGUAAAACUAUAACAAGUCAGUAAAGUUGUCUGUCACUGUAAUUUAAGACUCUGGCUUUACACUACAGUACGUCGCAUAUUCAAACGUCUUUUUGUGUUAAAAAGUAAAACUAUAACAAGUCAGUAAAGUUGUCUGACUGAAGAAAUGAUUUGUCAACACUCUUGUGAUUUUAUCGAGUCGUUUGAUUAGUUCAUUUAAUCAACAUCUGUAGACUUCAGUCUUUCCAUAGAUGCAAAAGCAACCCUUUAAAUGUUGUGUUUACCAGAGAUGCUUUAAAGUCCAAAGAAGCUUCUUAAAUGUCUUAUCAACCUAUUCAAUCUUAUUAUUGCGAAGAGCGGAUUACACUUUGUUCAUUGAGCCAAAGCAACCAGACAAUACUGUUCUUUGAAACACUCGUCUAGUUUGUUUUGAUCAUAUCUAUUCCACUACUGAUGGCGAGUAGAGUGUGCUUUUUAUAGAUGGGAAAUGGGUUGGGUUUUCACUGUAAUUUAUCCUCUUUUUUUAUUUCCUUAUUCCUAAUUAUAGAGAUGAUUUUUUUUCCAGUUAAGACCAGAGUUGUUCGGUCUGUGUGCCUUUUUGUUUAAAUCGUAUUUGUUUAUUUGUUGGUAUUUAUUAGUGUCCUUACUUUUUAAACAUGCUAAACAAAGUUGCUAAAGAAAGAUAAUGGAGAACACACCACUGUGGCUGCUGCCGUACACUGAGAUGCACAUUAGUUUUAUUUAUCCUCAAACCUGAGAGUUAUUAUAUUUGACCUUAUCCCCCGAGAAAAACUGCUAUGACACUCGGUCAAAUUAUUUCCCCUAGAUUCAACAAAUCCUUUUAAAUCAAAGUUGUUCAAAUGUAGGUGGCCUUUGACUUGUCUUGAAAAGCUACGGAGCGCUCUGAGACCUGGGUUGUCACUGUAGCCUUUAUCUUAAAACUUUAUUGCCCAACCGUAAUGUUUACACAAGAACUAAACACUGCCUGCUGUGUUGGGAUAUGAUCUGGUGCUUUGGGGAGUGUUUUAAUCAUACUUUCACGGCAGGACACACUUAUGUAAGGAUAUCCUGGUUUUGUUGAAAACAGAAUGUGAUAUGCAAUCAAAAAUGCAUAACUUAUAAUUGAGAGUUUGAGUUUUGAGCAUGUUUAAAGUGUGAGGUCUGGAGUUCUCCAUGAAGUGACAAAAAACCCUAAAAUAUCACCUUUUCCUCUCUAAACUGUGAAGGUGCUGACAGACAUUUCAUUAUUAAGCCUGAUGAGAUGUGAGGGCAGCUGGUGUCACCCAGAACAUUUCAACAUUGUUGCCAGUGGAAUGGUUUAAUCAACACUUAUUUUAGGUUGCUUUGUUGCAACAGGAUACACAUUGGAAAAUUCUUUUGCACAGGCAUGCUGUCGAUGUGUUGCACUAAUCCGGUGCUGUCGGCAAGAUGUGGACGACUGAGAAGCGUGGCUUUUAUUAUUAUUAUUAUUAUUUCCUUUUUCUAGAUUAAGAAUUGGAUUUAUGGUGUCAAGGGAAUGGUCCUGUGCCAUUUUGUACUCCAUAAAUACUGUUUAUAUUUUAAAGAUUCCUCAACCAACCACUACAGAGUUUGAAAAAAAAAAAGAAAUUGCACUUCAUAGAUUAUACUUGAUACAUUCCCAAUCAGUCCAUAAGAGAGGUUUGAUGUGUGGCCAAACUGUAAAUGAAAGUGUCAGUGCAAAGUUUACUCUCAAUAAAAACAACUGAAAGUGUC
Molecule: messenger RNA, 6665 nt
Organism: Eleginops maclovinus (Patagonian blennie)
Lineage: Eukaryota; Metazoa; Chordata; Actinopteri; Perciformes; Eleginopidae
Product: ankyrin repeat and IBR domain-containing protein 1-like
Exons: 20
Coding region: 76-3975 (1299 amino acids)
Biological process (GO): protein polyubiquitination; positive regulation of proteasomal ubiquitin-dependent protein catabolic process; ubiquitin-dependent protein catabolic process
Cellular component (GO): cytoplasm; ubiquitin ligase complex
Molecular function (GO): ubiquitin protein ligase activity; zinc ion binding; ubiquitin conjugating enzyme binding
Source: RefSeq, a predicted model, not a curated record